Poecilia reticulata (guppy) is the source of this 1775-nucleotide messenger RNA. It is a transcript of the gene bmp16, whose product is annotated as bone morphogenetic protein 16. Gene Ontology annotation, cellular component: extracellular region. The record is from RefSeq and is a predicted model, not a curated record. Lineage: Eukaryota; Metazoa; Chordata; Actinopteri; Cyprinodontiformes; Poeciliidae. Gene Ontology annotation, molecular function: cytokine activity; growth factor activity.
GCUCUGAUUGUCACGAGUAUUUAUAAUGACGGAGGGACCGUCUGCGAGCAUGCCGGCUGAAAAAGUCAAACGUUGCCAAUGAAACGCAGCAGGAGCGAAAGAACGAGGCAAGGGAUCGUAACACUGGAGCUCAAGGAUAAACCAUGGACUCUGCAUACAUCCCACCACACCUGGACGUCCACCAUGCUCCCUGCUAACCUCCUGCUCCUCAUGGUCUUGCUGCUACCUCAAGCCUCGUCUGGCCGCCAGGGUGGAGAAUCCAGCGAGACCGACAAUGGCAGGGUGCCCCCGACCCCUCCGUCCCCGUCGCCCGCCGCGGCGCUGCCCGCUGAUCCCGGUCUGGCUCAGACCAUCCAGUCUCUCCUCCUGAGCCGGCUGGGCCUACAGUCUCAGCCGAACCCCAGGCCCGACGUGCCGGUUCCGCAGUACCUCCUCGACCUCUACCGCUUCCACCAGCAGCAGUACCACCUGCUGGAAGACCCGACGUUCAGCUUCCCCAGCCACCACAUCCAGCAGGCCAACACUAUUCGCAGCUUUCACCACAGUGAGCCCUUUGGAGACAACACCACAGUAAGAGAUCAGACAAGAGUGCACAUUUCCUUCAACAUCUCCUCCAUACCUCAAGAUGAAACGGUUCUCUCUGCUGAGCUUCGCCUGCUCCGCAGCCAGACGGCGUCCCUGGGCCCGGGACCUCACAGGUUAAAUCUGUACCUUUCUAAACACCAUGGGGAUCCUGAGCCCACUUUGCUUGAGACGAGACUACUCACCAGUGGCCUCCAUGGCAAUAAAUCCGGUAGCUUCUGGGAGGCAUUUAGCCUAAAUGCGGAGCUCCUCCGUAAAACCCAGGGUGGGACUGGCAGUUUGGGCUUCCUCCUGGAGGUCAGACCUGAAAACAGCACUGCCCCACCUGACCAGGGCAACUCCUCUGCUGCAGGUGACAGUCAGACAGAGCAGCGUCAGGAGAGACACCUGAGGGUGUCCAGGUCUGUGGGACAGGACGAUCACAGCUGGGCCCAGGAGAGACCUCUCUUGGUGACUUACAGCCAUGACGGCCACGGAGAGCCUUUAGUCAAACACGGCAGGAGAACUUCUGGUAACAGCAAGUGGAUUAAGGCCAGAAAAGGGUCAAACAUGAAGACCAAGAGAAGCGGCAAAGGCCACAAUAGAGACCAAGGCUGGGGGAAGACCCGAAAAACGGGUUACUCCAUGAAGAGCUGGGGGGACGACAAGGGAGAAGUAAGCUGGAGCGACCGUGGAAGAGUGAAACGAAACGGCAGCCCCGCUAAGCUGAAGCGGCUUUCCCGUGGCAGGUGCCGGCGUCAUCCUCUGCACGUAGAUUUCAGAGAUGUGGGCUGGCACAAGUGGAUCAUCGCGCCGAGCGGCUACGACGCCUUCUUCUGCCUGGGAGAGUGCCGUUACCCUCUGGCCGACCACAUGAACGCCUCCAGUCACGCCGUGGUCCAAACCAUGGUGAACUCUGUGAACGGAGCAGUGCCCCGGGCCUGCUGCGUCCCAACCUCCCUCAGCCCCAUCGCCUUGCUUUACCUGGACAAUCACGACAGAGUCGUGUUAAAGAAUUACCAGGACAUGGUGGUGGAAAGCUGCGGCUGCUGGUAGAGGAGCCGGCGGGCUCAGACGCAGCGACUCUGACAAGGAAACAAAGAGGAGACCGAAAGAACAGAAGGACGGGAGGAAGAGGCCAGAAAGCUGCAAACAGACAGAGACUGAAAAAAAAACAACAACAAAAACACAGCAUACAGAAAUAUGAGCAGAGA